CAUCGAAAAAAUAAUAAUGAAGCUACAAAAUUCAGUAUUAUUUCGUUGCGAACAAAACCUGAUAACAAAAGAUAACGUAUCAGUUUCAGUAAGCCUAGAGAUUGGGCUUUUAGUUGCUUUAUAUUGUUAAUCUCGCAUUGUUGUUUAUUAACAGCAAUCUCGUUAUAUCUAUAAACCCAUACAUUCGAGUACCAAUACGUAAUUUUAUUCAAGUGUUUAGCAAAAAAAAAUGGUAAAAUUGAAAUUUAGUCAUUACUCAUACGUGUGGUGCUGAACCGGCGAUUUGAUAAAAAGCUUCCUGUUUAACAGUGCAGAAUAAGCCAAUUCGCUGAUGUGACAAAGUGAACAUGAACGUCGUGUUGUGGUUUAUAGUGAUUUUGAUACAUAUUGUUUUUGCUGAAAUUAGCCCUCAAAAUGAGUUCAGUGUGUCGACCGGAAGUAAUUUAACAAGUUACACAAAUGAAGAUUACCGGCCUACAACAAAAGUUUAUCCCGUAACAAGAGAUGAAGAUAAGUUUUCAAACGUUACGAAAGAUGUAGACAGCAAAACUAGUAAUAAAAGUAACGACAAACUUCUAAAAGAUGAAAAUAGUGACAUAUUGUUAGAGCAAAAUAAUGUUAUCAGUGAAAGUGGAACUUCUACAGAUAUCAAUGAUAUGUAUUUCAAAGAAUUCUCAAUAGCCAAUGACGUUGGUAGCUCUAAAGUGUCGGAUACUACCAACGAUUUCAGCAGCUCCCUGCAAAAAACCACACAACAGGAUUCAAUUAUCGAAAAUACUCUUCCAACUACGGAUCUGUCAGAUUUAAGAGUCACAGAUGAUGAAAAUAAAAAUCUGGAGGAUGAUAACAGUGAAUUUUACGAAGAUCCUGAAGCUUCAUCACAAAGUUACUUCAGUAUUUCGUCACUAUCUAUGACUAACACUGGCCCUGAAAAUGCUUUUUAUGAUAGGAUAACAGAAAAAGCAGCUUUUUCGUAUUCGUCUAUAAAUGAUGAAAAUAUAUCCUCAACGGAUGUUAUGAGUUCCACUAGUCCGGAUUACACCUACACCCCUUCAGUGAUGAAUCAUGUCAGAGCUUGUGAAAUUCCUUACAUAAAUUUUUCCAAUAUCGAGCCGUAUGGUUUCAACGUCACUUUAGAAUGGGAGGCUUCUGAUUCCACUUGCUCCGACAUCGAAUACGCUAUCUUUUUAAACGAGACACAAGUUGAUCUUACAGCAGACCUUACGGUAACCAUCAGCGAUCUACGUGCCUGCAGUGAAUAUACAGUUUCUAUUGCGGCAAUUGUUAAUAAUGAGACAGUAGCAAAAAGUGAACCAGAAAGUUUUACCACGGUAAUCCCAGACUCAUUCACAUCUUACGGAGUACAAAAUUUAAGUGUAGUAGAAACUCCGGAAGACACUCUCAAAUUAACAUGGGAACCACCAGUUGACGAAGUAGUUCAGUGUGUCACUAACUACUAUUUGACAUGGUGGGACGCAAACACUGAAACGCCUGAAGACAGCGUUAACAUUACCGAAACUUCGUACACUCUCCCCUUAAUCGGAUGCAUGCAUUACGUUUUUAUGAUAUAUCCUCAAUCCGGAGCAAAUCAUAACGGCCACGAAGACGCCGCAAAUUACACGGUGGAUCCCAUUCCAUUUAAUAAUACGAUUGUCCAAUUUUCUCACGGGAAAACUUACUCAAAUAUAACGUGGCAGAUAGAUGACAAAACAAAAAAUAGGUGUGACAUCGAAGAAAUAUUCGUUACGUGUAACGCACCUACGGAUCAAAACAUCGACGCUCCCUGGAUCAUUCGCAAUGCUCAAGCUCAUGAAACAAUUUUUGAACAAAACCCAAACUACAGAUACGGUAUAAGUAUCCAAAAUUUAUCUUCUUUUACGAACUAUACGUGUACCGGUGUUACCACAAAUGCGGCUGGAAAUUCUACGGAAACCGAGUUCGAGAUCACUACAGAUGAAGACGUGCCUUCGGAACCAUUAGCACUCGAGAUAGAUGAGAUUGGUCCCACUACCUUUAGAGUAAAGUGGCAACAACCCGCAGUGAUUCCCGGCAUUAUGACAUCGUAUGGAAUACGGAUUAACGCUAGCGGGUCCCAGCAGCAGGUCACGAAAGAAUGCUCAAACAAUGUCACAAAUCACCAUUUUGACAUAAGUGCAGACAACACAAACUUUACGUUCGAUGAAGCCAUUCCGUACUAUAAGUAUCAAGUUUCGAUCUAUGGGACCGAUGGGGCUGGUAAUGGAACUGAGGCAACAACUGACGCGCUUACAGCAUCAGCAGAACCAGACAGCGUUGCAAACGCUCGAACAGAACCUCCUAAAUAUUCACAAACUGAAGAAUAUAAAGGUACCGUGAAAGUUGUGUUUGACCCUCCCUGCAAUACGAAUGGUCCGUUCAAACACUACGCCAUUAGAUACAAUGGCACAAGAACCAAUUUGCCUAUUGUUGACGAAACAAUCACAACGACUGCAACAGAAGAAGAAGUGUAUCUUUUGCCGGAACGUAAUUAUUCGUUUACUGUUACCGUAGUAACGGAAAACUUUACGUCGUUGCCGGUAGAUAUUCCUUCCAUUCAAUCUCAAGCUGGAGUUCCAAUUUUAACGGCAAAUAUGACACCACCGGAAGUUAACGACACCACAAAAGCUUAUUUUACAUUGCCUAAGAGUGUGUUUAACAAUGAAAAUGGCGAAGUUAUCGCUUACAGUUUGAUUUUGAUGAAUACAUCCACACAAAAGUGUACAUACGGAUUUUGGCAAGGGACUAAUGAAAGCUGGCCGUCGUUGCCUGAAAAUGGACAUCAAUUAACUCCUAAUUUUUGGAAUCCUUUUGAAGGUGGUGUCCAAAGUGUUGAUUUUAUAAUUGGUAAAGACAGUGACUGUUCUGGACCAAACUAUUGCAACCAAGCUUUAAAUGAGGGCACUAAAUAUUGGUUAAUAGUGCGCGCUCUCACCAGCGCAGGCUUUAAAGACAGUUCGUUGUUACAUUUUGAAACAGAAAUGCCACUAGACGACUUACAGUUACCUCUUAUUCUGGGAUUAAUAUUUGGUCUACUACUCUUGUUAAUAUUAAUAGGGUUCUUAUUUUUCCUCUGGAGAAGAAGACGAAGAAACGCUACACCUGAGGAAGAAAAACGACCUUCUACAAAUCCAUUCCCAGCACCUGUUCCUGUACAAAAAUUCAUUAGCUACUAUGCAAGCAUCAAAGAAGACUACAAUAUAAUACGACAACAAUUUAUCGAUCUAGGUUUACAAAGUAAAGAAUACGCCGGUGAGACCACUUUUGCAAUCUUACCGGAAAACAAGCGUAAAAAUCGAUAUACAAACAUUCUACCAUUUGACGCAACACGUGUUUCUCUAAAAAUUGAUGAAGACGAUGAAAUUAGUUCAGACUAUAUUAAUGCCUCAUAUAUUAAGGGCUACACAGGUAAAGUUGAAUACAUAGCCACUCAAGGUCCCCUGGAACUGACUGCCAGAGAUUUUUGGAAAAUGAUAUUGCAAGAAAACGUUACUGUUAUAGCAAUGGUUUCGCAAUUCGUUGAACAGACUAAAGAAAAAUGUUUUCAUUAUUUUCCAAACAAUCACGAAAAUGUCUAUUUUGGUGAAUCUUUAGAAGUUAAAUGUACUACAGAACUGCAUUUUGGAACAUACUGUGUUCGGACACUGCAAGUUCGAAAAAAUACAGAACAGCGGGACGUUGUUCACAUGCAGUUUUUAGAAUGGCCCGACUUCGGAGUUCCACAAGGUACUGACAACAUGUUACAAUUUUGUACUCAAUUGAGGGAAAAAGUCAACAAGGAAGGGGGUCUUAUAGCUGUACACUGCAGCGCUGGAGUUGGUAGAACUGGGACGUUGAUAGCAGCGGAUAUACUUCUUCAGACCAUCGACGAUCACAGAGACAUUAAUAUCUAUAAGACUGUUUUGGACCUAAGAAAACAAAGAACAAAUAUGGUACAAACAGAAAAACAAUAUAUGUUUAUACACACAUGUAUAAAAGACUACAUAGAAACUCCUCCCAGUCAAACAAAUGAUACAGGAGGAGAACGCAUUUAUGAAAAUAUGGAUGUAAUAAGAUCUUCAUCUCUGAAGAAAAAUCUAAUUGAAAGCGAAAUAGAAAGCGCUUUAUAACAUAUUAACUUAAAUUUGUACUUAAUUUUUUAAAUUUAUGUAUACUUAUUACUCUCAUGUGUUCCAGCUACAUACGCUAUCUAUAUCGACGCUUACAUGAAAAAUUACGAAGCUGUGAUCUGUAAAUAGAAAAAAUAAAUUUUUGCUACAAA
This is a messenger RNA of Zophobas morio, 4276 nucleotides long. Its product is annotated as receptor-type tyrosine-protein phosphatase H-like. Gene Ontology annotation, biological process: protein dephosphorylation. Lineage: Eukaryota; Metazoa; Arthropoda; Insecta; Coleoptera; Tenebrionidae. The transcript has 16 exons. Gene Ontology annotation, molecular function: protein binding; protein tyrosine phosphatase activity. The record is from RefSeq and is a predicted model, not a curated record. The coding region runs from base 348 to 4124 and encodes 1258 amino acids.